Messenger RNA from Prunus persica (peach), 1760 nucleotides. RefSeq names its product plant intracellular Ras-group-related LRR protein 3. The record is from RefSeq and is a predicted model, not a curated record. The coding region runs from base 12 to 1574 and encodes 520 amino acids. The transcript has 3 exons. Lineage: Eukaryota; Viridiplantae; Streptophyta; Magnoliopsida; Rosales; Rosaceae. Gene Ontology annotation, molecular function: protein binding.
UCUGCAUAUAUAUGUUUCCUCUUUCUCCAACACUCGUAUUCUAUCUCUCUGUCUCGAUCAUCUUCUACUUGUAUGUCCAACUGUUUGGAGUUUUUAUGAGUCCGAGAGAAAUGGAUCAACAAUAUUCCAGGGACUUUCCGAUCCUAUCCUAUAUCCUGUCAAGGCUCGACCCUGAAUCCAAUCCACCACUCUCACCCCAACUCCAAGAAACUCUGUUGACUCAGCUUCCCCACCUGAACCACCCCAAAGUCCUUGCCUCCAUGACCCACCUCAUCCCCACCACCCUCUCUCAGACCCUCUCCCUGCUCCGGGCCCUUGGUACUCCACCCGACCCGUCCACCGUGGUUGUGGCACGUGCCAAGAUCGCUGAAAUCCAGUCUAAGCUCCAAAACAGUAGUAGUAGUGUCCUCCAAGAAACCCAGAACUACUCACAAGUGAGAGAAGCGGCAGAGAAAGAGUUGGAGAUAUACAAGGCGGUGGUGAGGUUGGAGGAGAUGCACGCGACCUAUGAGGAACAGUUGAGGGAUGUGGAAGUGAGGCUUGCUGAGGCAUAUGGCUCGGUCGUGGUUGAUUUAGAAAAGGAGGAGGGUGAGGUGAUAAAACUGAAUGCGGAAGUGGUCAGGAUUUUGAAGGAGGCAGAGAGUGGGGUAGCUGUUGAAAGAGUUGAGCUUUCUGGGCGUCAUCUGAGGUUUCUACCUGAGGCUUUCGGGAAGCUUCAUGGCUUGGUCUCUCUCAACCUGUCAAACAAUCAGCUACAGUCCAUUCCAGAUUCAAUUGCAGGACUUGAGAAACUCGAGGAGCUCUAUGUUUCGUCCAAUCUUUUAGUUUCCUUGCCCGACUCCCUUGGAUUGUUGCUUAACCUGAGGAUCCUCAAUGUGUCAGGAAACAAGCUGGAUGCCCUUCCUGAAAGCAUUGCUCGUUGCAGUUCACUGGUGGAGCUAGAUGCAAGCUUUAACAACCUGAUGUGUUUGCCAACAAAUAUUGGUUAUGGGCUACUGAAUCUCGAAAGGCUCUCAAUCCACUUGAAUAAAAUCCGUUCCCUUCCUCCAUCCAUCUGUGAAAUGCGGUCACUGAGAUAUCUAGAUGUUCAUUUCAAUGAGCUUCGUGGGCUGCCACAUGCAAUUGGGAGACUGACAACUCUUGAGGUGCUCAACCUGUCCAGCAACUUCAGUGACUUGACAGAGCUUCCUGAAUCAAUUGGUGAUUUAACCAACCUCAGGGAGCUUGAUCUAAGCAACAACCAGAUUCGAGCUCUUCCCGCAAAAUUUGGUCUGCUAAGAAACCUAAACAAGCUCAAUUUGGAUCAGAACCCGCUCGUGAUUCCGCCAAUGGAGAUAGUAACUCAAGGGGUUGAAGCUGUCAAGGAAUACAUGGCACAGAGGUGGCUCGAUAUCAUAGCAGAGGAACAACAGAGGAGCAUGCUUGAAGCAAGCAAACAAACAGCUCAGACUGGAUGGUUGGGUUGGGGAACCUCCUUGUUGAAUAACUUGGUUUCUUCGGUCUCCCAUGGUGUUGCAGGUAAUCUUGGAGGGAAGAGAGAUUCUAGAGACCCAUGUCUUGAUCAACAGUUGUGAUCAUCCAGCUUUUUCUGUAAAUAUUCCUCUGUAUAUAUGUGUAGUCUGGACAUUUAGUUAUGUAUGAAGUCUGGUAUCUGUAAGAUAAUACUGAUUUUACUGUAAUUGAUGGAUGAAGAUGGUAUACAUUGUUUUUGUGUAAAAUGUUCUUGAUAAAAAUAAAAAUAAUAAUAAUUAUUGAGCCAA